Messenger RNA from Eucalyptus grandis, 1745 nucleotides. Its product is annotated as geranylgeranyl transferase type-2 subunit beta 1. Gene Ontology annotation, cellular component: Rab-protein geranylgeranyltransferase complex. Lineage: Eukaryota; Viridiplantae; Streptophyta; Magnoliopsida; Myrtales; Myrtaceae. Gene Ontology annotation, biological process: protein geranylgeranylation. The transcript is spliced from 10 exons. The record is from RefSeq and is a predicted model, not a curated record. Gene Ontology annotation, molecular function: Rab geranylgeranyltransferase activity. The coding region runs from base 488 to 1438 and encodes 316 amino acids.
CCCUACCCGGUUAGCGACCCGCAGCUGACCUGGUUUUUAGCCGAAAUCCUAGGGUUUCUUGGCGGCAACGGGGGUCAGGUCAUCGCGCAUCGGCCCGGGAGACGGCGGGCGAAGGCGGAGCAGAUGCGGGUCGGCGCUGGGCGGUCGCGGACAGCUGGCGGAGCGGCGGUGGUCAGCGGUUCAGCUGCCGGCGUUGGGUGGAGGCGCGGUGGCCGGCGCGGGAUCUGCAGGCGCAGUGGCUGGUGCGGCGGCGAGGGAUCUGCAGGGGGGUCGAGCGGCCAAGGCGCGGGCCGGGCCGGGCCGAAAGGAGAAGGAGGUUGGGCCCAAAGGAAAACCUUCUUUCCUCAGGAAGAUCGUCACGAAAGGAAGCCAGUGGUCAGGGGAGUCGGAAGAGUCGAAAUCUUCAGUCGAGCGAAGGGCGUUUCGGGGUUUCUGAAUCGAACCCACAUCUUCAUUUUCACUCCACUUCAUCUUUUUCGAUCGACUGAUGGGGGAGCUGGCUGGUGAUAAACAUGUCAAGUACAUAUUGUCUGUUGAAAAGAAAAAGGAUAGUUUUGAGUCAGUGGUUAUGGAGCACUUGAGAUUGAAUGGAGCAUAUUGGGGAUUGACCACUCUAGAUCUUCUUGGAAAACUUGACACAGUGGAUUCAGAUGAAGUUGUUUCGUGGAUCCUGCAAUGCCAGCACGAGUCUGGUGGCUUUGGUGGAAACAUUGGACACGAUCCGCAUCUGCUGUAUACGCUCAGUGCCGUGCAAGUUUUGGCCCUUUUUGAUAAGUUAGAUGUUCUUGACAUCAACAAGGUGACAGAUUACAUCAGAGCACUGCAGAAUGAAGAUGGAUCUUUCUCUGGGGAUAUAUGGGGAGAAGUUGAUACUCGGUUCUCUUAUUGUGCCAUAUGUUGUCUUGCGAUACUAAAACGGUUGGAUUCAAUAAAUGUGGAGAAGGCUGUCAGAUAUAUAGUGAGUUGCAAAACUUUGGAUGGCGGGUUUGGUUGCACUCCUGGUGCAGAGUCUCAUGCAGGCCAAAUAUUUUGUUGUGUGGGUGCUCUGGCUAUCACGGGUUCACUACAUCACAUUGACAAGGACCUUCUUGGCUGGUGGUUAUGCGAACGACAAGUCAAAUCUGGAGGUUUAAAUGGCCGCCCUGAAAAACUUGCUGACGUCUGCUACUCCUGGUGGGUGCUUUCUAGCUUGAUUAUGAUUGACAGAGUUCACUGGAUUGACAAAGAAAAGCUUAUCAAAUUCAUCUUAGACUGUCAGGACACUGAAAAUGGUGGAAUUUCUGAUAGACCAGAUGAUGCCGUGGACAUUUUCCAUACAUAUUUUGGAGUGGCUGGUCUUUCCCUUCUUGAAUAUCCAGGACUUAAAGCCACAGACCCAGCCUAUGCCUUGCCGGUCGAUGUUGUUAAUAGGAUUUUCUUUGGCAGAUGUUCAACCUGACCACAGACCAUACAAUUUAUUACAUUCUCAUGACUUUCUGAGUAAACAUACUAGCAUCAUUAACCAACUUUCUACUUCACUGUAUACCAAAUUCCACAAAAAUUGAAAUAGUUGUUGGUCGACACAACUUUUCUGGUGAACCAUUUGUUACCCUGGGAGAACCUAAUCUUCUUUUAAUCCUUUUUGUGCCUCUGUCUCUCUCAAGCUAUAGUUUGCCUUUAUGUACCUUCAUCUCUCUUGAGGCUCAAGCUAUAGUUUCGCCUUUUUGUACCUUAGUCUAUCUCCUAUAAAAUUUUGUAUGCUGAAA